This is a messenger RNA of Cotesia glomerata, 1249 nucleotides long. RefSeq lists its product as uncharacterized. The transcript is spliced from 3 exons. The record is from RefSeq and is a predicted model, not a curated record. NCBI's taxonomy places the organism in Eukaryota, Metazoa, Arthropoda, Insecta, Hymenoptera, Braconidae. Bases 174 to 1229 code for a protein of 351 amino acids.
UUCCUGCGGGAAAUGGUUAACCAAAAGCAGAACGAUUAUCAAUACACGUCACCGGAAUAAAUACUGAUAAAAAUUUAAAAACUCCGAUUCUCUCUGAUGGCACAGGUGAAAGCCAAGCUUCAGCCAUUUUUGAAACGCUGAUAGAGUGGGAUCUUUGCGAUAAUGUUAAAGCAAUGUGCUUUGAUACAACUAGUUCAAAUACCGAAGUUGCUUGGCCAGUGACGAAUAGUCCAAAUGUACCAAUUUUCAAAAGACUCAGAGAUAAUUGGGAAAAAAUUGAUAAAUCUGCGUAUGAAAUCGGCACAGAGGAUAAAGAUAUUGCACUUAUUUUAAAUCAAAGAAAAGACGAUAUUCUUGACUUCAUAGAAAAUCAACUGAAGAAUCAUCAUCCGAGAAAUGAUUACAAGGAGUUUUUGGAGCUGAGCUGUAUCUUUUUGGGUGGUAUCAAAAGUCAUAGAGCCGAAUUUAAAGCACCUGGUGCUUUUCAUCACGCACGGUGGUUAUCGAAAGCUCUCUAUUGCUUGAAAAUAUAUAUGUUUAGAAACCAGUUUAAAAUGGAAGCAAACGAAAAAAAAAUUUUGCAGAAAAUAUGUGUUUUCAUCGUAAUAUUUUAUGUAAAAAUAUGGUUUACUGCUCCUAAUGCAAUAAAUGCUCCAAACUCGGAUUUGCAAUUAGUAAAAGAUCUUAUUGACUACAGAAAAAUACAUCCAGAAAUUGCAAAUGCAGCACUCGAUAAAUUGUCUCGGCAUUUGUGGUACUUACACGAAAAUCUUGCUUGUUUAGCUCUUUUUGAUGAAACUGUGUCAGUAGAAGAAAAAGUAAAGAUCGUACAAAAAAUAAAUUCCCAGGUAGCGGUCAAAAAGCCUAAUAAACGUUUAUCAGUCGCUUAUGAAGAAAUAACGUCGUUAUCUGAGAAAAACAUAAGCGAUUUUGUUAAUCCAAACUCGUUGUUUAUUUUUGAGCAAUUUGAGCUCCCCUAUGAAUUUUUGCAUACAGAUCCAAGUUUGUGGGAAUCAAAUCUUGAGUAUAAACGAUGUUAUGAUACAUUCAAAAAGUUAAAAGUAGUAAACGAUACUGCGGAAAGAGGAGUAGCGCUAGCCGAAAGUUUUAAUGAAGUAUUGACUUAUAGCGAAGAUGAAAGACAAAGAAUUUUUCAAACUGUUCAGCACCAUCGAUCUCAAUACACAUCGUGUAAAAAAUCACAAUAUAUUGACAAUGAAUUAAUCUAACAAUUCAUUUUUCUACUUUC